UGAGGGUGGGGAAGCUUUCCUUCCAGAGGCCAUUCUCAUUCUUGGCAGCAUGCAGUAGGCACUAGUAACACCCUCUGGUUAAGUAAAAGGCGUUUUGUGUAUGCCUCAUUAAGCAAAAUAAUCAGUUUCUCAGAGAAUGCUCGUGUGCCUUAUUUUUCUCCUUUUAAUAAAGGCAAAAAUAAAUUAGGGGGAUAAAAAAUAAUUAAGGGCAAUCUGCUAGCUCUCCAUUUUUCUCCCCCUUGGUAAUUCUUUCAUUCUUUCCAUAUCUCACUGUCGGAUGACUUUCUCUCUCGACCCGAGCCUCCUGCUGUAACAUGAAAGCGAGCAUAUCUUGUGACCCCUGCCCCCCCAUCUUUAAUACUGAGAGAUCCUCACAGGUGCCUUGAGAUGGAAAAUGGCCUGCAUCUGUGGGCUAGAGGUGCUGUUUCCAAAAGCUGUCUUUGUGCUUAUUUUUGCUGCAGGUUUGUUUGUAUCCUAGCCGAAUAUUCAUGAGAUAAAGAAUGCUAUUUUCCCCCUCCUUUGAGGAUGCCAAAUCCAGGUGAGGAGUAAUGAUCUUGGUGAAUCUGAGCACUUGUCAAUUUGAAAAUGUUAGGGAAAACAAAUGAAAGAGGCUGGAAUUGUUUAUAUGCUAUCAUUCACUGAUUGAAAGCUGCAAACAUUUCUGCCUUCCUAUACUUCUGAAGUUACGGAUUGGAACCGAAUAAUAGACAACCUUCCAACAUGAAACAUUAUCAAGCUUGAGGGUUUUUUUUUUAUUGGGAUUUUUGAUAUUUCAUUGUUCUCUAGUUUGCCUUGGUCUUUGAUCACUUAUUCCUCUGACAAAAUUUUGGUCAUGUUGUUGCUUUCCUUUUUCCCCUAAGUGUAUAUGGUGCGAUGGGAAUUAUUUCUCUCCUUUUUUCCUUUCUCUUACUAAUUUUGUUGGUUACCCGAAAAAAAAAAAAAAAAAGUAUUGGUCUAGACCUUAGAUAAAUAUACCAGCCUGUUGUAAAUAUGCUUUUGUUUUCCCUUCAAAUGUUUUCAGAUUUCUUUUUGUGUUUAUUCAUAGUGAAGAAUGCUAAUUGUCAGUGAAAAUGUAAUAAAACCUGUUAAUCUAAAAUAUUGGACUGAAGUUGAUCUUUGCUUGGUAAACCUUUAUCAGUGCUUUGAAUUAACAGUCGUAUGAUACUGUGGUAGAUAAAGUGGUGGUGGGUAUUUAAAAAUCCUAGAGUGUGAACUGUUUUCAAGUGUCCUCAAGUACUUGAAGUCUCCAUUUCCAUAGUAGUGCUUGAUAUGAUAAUUACAUACGACUCUCCCGUGUUCAUUAAAAUAUGAGCUGGAGGCUCUGCAGACAAUUUGUUAGCUUCCCAUAGGUUUGAGAGUAAUAAAAUUGCUUUGCUUUAAAGCAUCUGUAAUUCAAGACUUUCACUAAUUCAAAUAAGCUUUCCCUCCACUUUUUUUCCCAAGUAGGUAAUGAGAGGAAUUACUUUUAAAAAUACCUCUGAGAAAAUGAGGGUGGUCUCGCCAUGCUGGGGAGGAGAAGUUAUGGAUUAUCUUGGAAGUGAGUAAAAUUUCAAGCCAUCAAGAAGAAAUACGGUUGUCUCUCCAAUGUUCCAACAGGAGCCAUUCCAACAUCACUUCAAAGUAAGCUCAAUGAAAACUGGUCUUUUCCUAUAUUUGGUUCACUGCUGGAACCCAGCAUAUAUGGAAGAACCUCAUCAAUGACAAAUACUCAGUGGAUUUUCCUUAAAUUACUGAGACUGUGGAAGGCUGGUUGUGUUGGAGGUACUCUGCAAGGCAUUGGAAAUAUUGGGGAAAGUAAAUCCAGGGUCCACAACCUCAUCAUCUACCAGGAGCUGUGGCAUCCGAGUGCGGCUGCCAAGAGGAAUCCAGGAAAGCCAAAGAGCCCAAGCAUGUCAGACCUUCCUGUAGCCACACACAACACGCCUCAAACCCCGAGGAAGCGAGUGAGAAUCACCGGGAAGGAGACGGCCAACCAGCUCCAGGGCUGCAUCGCUGUGGGCACGCCAAGCUUUUCCUGGUUACCUGAGCUGCUGUUGCUGUCUCCCGGCUUCGGCUUCUCCAUGGCGCACGGGAACCCGGCAUCGUCGGUCUACGCAGCGCAGAAGAAGGACCUGCUGGCGGAGCUCUGGCCGGGGUCCCCUCGCAGUCAGGCGAGGGGACUCAGAGGACAGGGUGAUGCGGGAGAAGACCUGGGGUGGGAUGGAUAGAAAGAAUGCCAAGGAUCGGGGCAGGAGAAGUUAGGAAUUCGAUCCGUCCAAUGCCCACUGGUCUUCCCCAGGGCGCACCCAGCUCGGGCUGCUCCCGGGGAUUAGUCUGGGAGGAAAGACCCAUGGCGAGAUGUGGUGGCAUUUUACUUGAGAGUGGAGCUGAAGAUGGAUAAACCUGGUCUCUGAUGUGUCUGCCUGCCUGCCUGCCGACGAGGCAGAGUUGGAGAAAGGCAGAGCGAGGGAGUGCCUGAGAAGAAAGAGGAGAGGCGGAAUGCUGUUCGAUUGUCUGCCGCUGGCCCUGCAUUCUCAUUCUAGGGAGGAAGGCAUAAUUUAUAACCCAGUCCAUGGGUGGAAGAACUGUAAAUUGUAGUCUGGAUGUCCCCGGUGCUGUCAAGGAAGAAACUGAUGGGCUAGGUGACUGUACCAGUGUCCCCAGGGAGAAGAUCAGCCUUACAGCAUGGAUUUAAAUGCAUGUGCAUGCAUGUAGAGACAUGAAAAGAGGGCGAUUUCUGACCAGUUUACACAGGAAGUCUGUCACUUGGCUGGAUCGGGCUUGAUUGCAGCUUGUAUUUUCAGCUUCAGCUCAACACCCAUUUCCUGACUAGCUAGAGAGCAUGGCCAGAGCAGCUGCAUGCAGAAUUUUCUUGUUAAUGUGAAAGCAACGCUCCUCAGCUUUAACUCCUUGAAGCUCUGAAUGCUCUGUGCUUCGCUCGGACUGACUGUAGGGUUUUGUUUGCUUCUUCUUCGACAGAUCCCCUGUAAACACAGCUGUAUUCAGUAUGAUGAAAAAUUCUAUCCAGUAAAUAGAAAUCUGAUCAAUUUAAUCAAAAUAAAUGUAUCCCAGAUGACUUUGAGACCAGCUGGCUACCACAGGCUUCAGAUGCUAAGCGUACAAUGGAGAUGAAUGCAAUCUUACAUUUACGUGUUUCUGAAUUCCCGGAUCAGCCUAUAAUUAAAAAGAAAUCCUUUUGUAGGGAAGAGGUGGUCCUACCAGCUCACAAGGUAGAUGGUUAGAUUCAGGUAUGGAUGCUGUUCAUGAGAUUUGGGAUCAUGAUGUCGCAUUUCGAGGGUGUGUGCCAUGUGGCAGAGCAGAGUCAUGCUCCACAUAGAGAAAGCCUGCAUCUACCUUCCCAUCUGGAGACGCGGGUGCCCUGGGAACAGCCUCUGGUGAGGUUGCGGGAGGCACCUGAGGCUUGUUUUAGGUUCUGAUGCAUGGUCUCUGGUGCUCCAAGCCCAGCUCAAAACUGGGGGUGAGGUGCUUUCCCAGUUGUCAUGGGGAGCUCUUCUGGGACGCCUGUCUGGCCCUUCCACUGUUUGUUACUAUUUCUACAAAGGCGGCUCUGUGUGUUGGAUUAUGUUUGGCCAGCUGUUGGCGCAUUCCUGCGGGUGGGGCUGGGUGGGGACCUGAUUACUGUACUUGGAAACUGUAGAUCUCUGUGCGGUGGAGAGCAGGGAGGGAGUGCAAAGAAAGCAGGUUGGAGAAGCUGAUCUCUCUUAGAGAUUUGCUCCAGGUAGUCCUACAGCACGUGCAGAAAGGCUUCCAGUGGAGAGGAGGAAAGAGGGGAUGAUGGGGGGCAGGGAGCAAUGAGGGAAGGAGAAUGCAACUGAGCAAGCCCAUCAGAGAGAAAAACAGACUUUAGGACUUCAAAGCUGCAUAGACAAGCAGAAUGUCAGCAGCUUGUAAUUAGUGGUUCAUGGUUGCGUCAGCGCCUGCACCUCUCCAAGAAUAACUGUGUGAUGUGUGCCACAGAGUGAAGAAGACAGUCAUAACUGAGUUAUCAAACCCAGUUCAAACCAGGGCAAAUGGAGUCAGGAAUUUUUCUGUGUUUGUAAAUCAAAUCCUCAUGGAUUACACGUCUAAGACUUGCUGGGUUCUGCAUAAUUGAAGGCUGGAUUAUCCAUUUGUGGGUGAGGUGGGGGGAUAUUGUAUGUUCAUUAAACGAAACUGUGAACCCUUAAAAA
This is a messenger RNA of Odocoileus virginianus texanus, 4169 nucleotides long. NCBI's taxonomy places the organism in Eukaryota, Metazoa, Chordata, Mammalia, Artiodactyla, Cervidae. The record is from RefSeq and is a predicted model, not a curated record.